AUGGUAUCAAUCGGAAGAAAAGUAAAUCGAAAGAGUAGAAUGAAUAAGGUGUGGGUCGCCUUCGCCGUGUUCGGUGCAAUAUCCAUCCUGCCGGCAGCGUCGGGUCGCAUCGUUAAGCGCAGCUACUCGGAUCAAAGUGUGCGAGGCUAUCUGACGGAGCGCACCUGCUGGUGGAAUGAGGUUUGCAAGGAGGAAUUCCAGCAGCUGUUCCGAUGCCGUUGUCCUCAGUGGUCGUACUGCAGAUCACCUGGCCGGUACUACAACGCGUACUGCUCCAUGACGAACACGGGCUACAUCUGGACGCAACCAACGUGGGAUUGGGAGACGACCUAA
This is a messenger RNA of Anopheles marshallii, 333 nucleotides long. RefSeq lists its product as uncharacterized. The record is from RefSeq and is a predicted model, not a curated record. The transcript is spliced from 4 exons. Lineage: Eukaryota; Metazoa; Arthropoda; Insecta; Diptera; Culicidae. The coding region runs from base 1 to 333 and encodes 110 amino acids.